AUGAUUUGUUUUUCUUCAAGCCGCUUCAAUCUUUCCUUCAUUAUGAUAACUUGCCUAUGUCAAAACUCAACAUCCAACAAUGAUAAUAAGGUUCCUUAUUAUUUGCCUUCCGAUGGAGGAGGUCAAAGUCUCAAUAAAAUUCCUUCCAAUGGUUUAGGUGAACCCUUAAAUGUGAUCAUUUCUGCAAAAAGUUCACCUGAAGUCCUUACUGAUUCAGGGUUUGCAAAAUUUGCCAAAUCAAUCGGAUUUUCUCAAGAAUGUUUAGGACUUCAUUUAGGCGAUAUUCAAUCAGCCAAUCUAGGUGACGGAAAUGGUUGGCUGAAUCAAAAAAAGGUAUAUCGUCAAGAUUAUGGUGACCCUUUACUAGGAAGUUGUUUAGAAUCCUUGAUAGGAGGAAACCAUUUCCGUUAUUGGCGUCAAGAUGGUGCAAAGGCUUCAAGUGGUGCAUUAUUCUUAACAGUUUCUUCAGAAGAAGAUUCAGAAAAAUCUCAUAAAAUCAUUUCCAAUGGUUACAAUCUAGGAAGAGAUAGACUAGUAAGGAAUGCUACUGAGAUUAAUACCACUUUUGGUAAUAGAAAUUAUUCUACUAAAGUUCAAUAUGUUAGUGGAAUGCUUGCUCCUGGAUCUGUAGGAGUCAAUCAUGGUAUCUCACAAGAUGGCAGAGUGGCUGUUCUCACUGUCACUG
Molecule: messenger RNA, 685 nt
Organism: Melampsora larici-populina 98AG31
Lineage: Eukaryota; Fungi; Basidiomycota; Pucciniomycetes; Pucciniales; Melampsoraceae
Exons: 8
Source: RefSeq, a predicted model, not a curated record